AUGGAGGAAGAGAAGAUAGAAGUGAAAAAACCAAAAGAGAGAGUGCUAUAUGCACGAAGUAAGCUGCUCAAUGGAUCCAAACCACCAGUGGUCGGGGGUAAGCCCAUAACUGAAGAAUUGGCAAUUGAACUUCGCAUGACCUGCUUUGGCACAGCAUCUUGCCCUCCUCGAGGCGAGUGGAUCCGCAGUCCUCUAGUCAUGAGGCCACCAGACCAGCCGCUUGGCUACGGCAUCGCUGCGCCUCGAAACGGCGCCAGAUCUUUGCUGUCUGGUCUUCAAGCCCAUAUUAUCAAGUGGCUGCUCUUUGAUUCCAGGCCUCAGACUAAAGAUAAUAAGUCUGAUGUACCGCCGGAUACUUACCUCCGUCCUUCAGAAGAGCGACAGGAGGAGGCGCUCUGGCGUGCCUGUAGUGAAGUGGUAUGGCGCAGUGCUGGUGGGUUCAAUCAGCAAGCUGGAUUCCAGCCUGUAGCAGUAGUCGCGUUGCCCGGCGAGAACACCUAUGUGCAACACAGCUCUUAUUAUUACCAGGACGGCUUCACUGAGAAGCUGUGCCUAUUCGAGUUCAAGAAUCUGGAGGACGUUCAAGUGUUUCUAAAGCGGUAUUUAUAUUUGUUUCAAACUGAAGAAGGUGCUGGUGCGUUACUUCUUCUAUACGCCGUUGUACUUUCAAGAGGUUGUGAGAACAUCAAAAAAGAUCUAGACGGGAAGCUGUCUCAUCUAGUGUCGCCACACGUUGAAGGAUCUAUCAACGUGGUCACCUUACUUCUGAGUGGACGAGCUACUCCAUACCUUCACAAUGGAGUGCUAUACGUUGGCGAUGAAGACCAUUAUGCCAUGCCGCAAUUUGGAAUACUAUCUCGCAGUCCAGUCGGUCUACUGGUUUGGUACGGAGGCGAUGAGAAUGCGAAGAACAACAUCAACAAACAGUAUCCUGGAUCCAGACUUAAAACCCCAGCUUUACCUAUAUGGGUAACCAGCUGUUCUGGACAUUAUGGCGUUCUGUUUAACACCAAUCGGGAGCUCCUCAGGAACUAUCACGCUGAAAGAAGGUUCGACAUCCACUACUACACUUGCGGCGGUUGCCAUGUCCUGCUCAACGUCGACACUCGCGCUCACGACGACGCCGGCACCAUGAGAACCGAUGACAUCACCGCAACACCACUAGAGAAGCUUAUACAUACCAAGUGGCAAGAUGCAAAAAUUACAUGGACUGGAAAUGCACCGCACGCUGGCGAGACGCCGAAAUAAAAAAACAGAAUAAGCAUUUAUAGAGCCGCACUUUGGCCAGACCGCAAAAAAAGCAUUUAUAGGGAUCUGUUUAUAGUGUAGCGAACAGCAAAAUAUUUUAGUAUGAAGGACAUCACAGCUACUUCACAAAUAGCACAUUAUUUUGCUAGAGAUUAAAAUUAAUCAGGCGAUAAAACCAUGAGAAUAUCAAAGCUUAGAUACUUUCAAAAUAGUACAUAAUAUGUUUUUGCCGUAGGUAAAAUUUUUGCCAAAAAAAAACUAUUCUGGAUUUUGCUACGUCAAGAGUGUCACUCUACAAGCUUAGGUCGUCUCCAUAAUGUCCCAGGCGUUGCAGCGGCUGUGACGUUCUUGUGAUGUCGUUUUAAUCAUUUUGCAAAAAAAAAUAUAGUUAUACUAUGCUUGAUCAAAGUUUAGGUUCGGUUGGAUAAUAGAGAUUUUGGCCUAUAGCUCAAAACGCAUGCUUAUAGGUCUAAAUAGUACACAGUCUUAGAGGUAGAGAGAAAAAAUAGUUCUAAACAAUAGCUACUGUAGGCGUUAGGAAUAAUGUAGUUAUAUAUAUUUUUUUAAUUUGGAAAAUCUAUAUGUUGCAUAUGGGUAUUGACCAUACACUGAUGGCAAAAAACGAUGAUACAAUUUUAUUAUAUUAGAAAUGUUGAAUUCAAACCGCAAUUUGUCGUUUGUCAGCCGUCUGUCUGUCCACAUUAGUAAUUGAAACUAGCUAGGUUUAUUAGUUCGUAUGGAAACACCGACACAGCUCCCAAAGCUUGAAUAUUAUAUGCUUUUUCCCUCCAUAGGAAUAGCAUUAGUACAUUCAUUAUCUACACUUUCAACAAAAGUUAGACCGAAAAUUUAGUUAAAUAACCCUAGGGAAAGAAGUUAAAUCAACGCUUUUAUUAGAUUUAUUCAAAUAACAUUACAAAUAUACGUAAAACAGACUUAUUUAGAAAGAAUUUUAGAUUGGAUUUUGAAUGUAUUGUCAACGAAUUCAAGUACCAGGGUACUAGAAGUAUUUAGAAGGUAAACGAAAGUAUUUGAUAUUGUGAUGUGUUAUAUAUAUUGAUUAUAGAUAGUAAACAUUC
Messenger RNA from Manduca sexta (tobacco hornworm), 2327 nucleotides. Its product is annotated as inactive ubiquitin carboxyl-terminal hydrolase MINDY-4B. The record is from RefSeq and is a predicted model, not a curated record. The transcript has 11 exons. NCBI's taxonomy places the organism in Eukaryota, Metazoa, Arthropoda, Insecta, Lepidoptera, Sphingidae. The coding region runs from base 1 to 1248 and encodes 415 amino acids. Gene Ontology annotation, molecular function: cysteine-type deubiquitinase activity; K48-linked deubiquitinase activity. Gene Ontology annotation, biological process: protein K48-linked deubiquitination.